UGGUGGUUGGUUAGGGGUACGUGCUGUGAUACUGGUGGUUAGCUAGGGGUACGUGCAGUGAUACUGGUGGUUAGCUAGGGGUACAUGCUGUGAUACUGGUGGUUAGCUAGGAGGCUAGGGGUACAUGGUGUGAUACUGGUGGUUAGCUAGGGGGACAUGCUGUGAUACUGGUGGUUAGGGUAAGGAGAGCUAUCGUUGGGCAGAAAUGGGGUAAGGAGUUUACAUUCCAGAACUGUAAUCUAAAGGAAUGGUUAUCCAUACACGCAUUGCCCUUUUAAAAUUUGGCAGUAAUAAACAGGAUUUCACUUCUUAUAGCAGUCCACAUGUAAAAGUUACUUUGGGUGAUGGGACUGUUUUUUUAGAGUCUGCAUAUCUGGGGACAUGAACUGUCUGCAUUGUGUGAGUCUCUGAACUUGAAGCCUAUCCAGCGCAGUGUUGCAUCUGUAUGCCUUGCCUCAUUGUGAAAAAUUCUUUAGACUGAAAUAGCAGUGUACGGCCUGUAAGAGUUUCAUAGAGCACUGUCCAGCUGGAGAAGCCCAGAGCCAGCAGGUAAUUGAUCCUGUUCACUGUCACUGUAACCAGCUUCCUCCCCCUGCAGGUCAGGAGGCCUAGAUGUGGCCAGUUGCUGCCCAACACUGGCAGUGCUUGAAGCUGGGAAGUGGUGAGAACAUUGGGAUGCAGUGGCCUUAGGUGUGGGAUGUGGUGGGGCCUGAGGCAGGUGAAUUGUUUUUGUAGUGAGACUGGCAGAGCUCAGUCAACAUCCUUGACUCUAACAGCCUAGGUUUCUUUGUUGCAGAUGGCGGCUCAGAGACAGCGAGCUCUUGCCAUUAUGUGCCGUGUGUAUGUUGGCUCCAUUUACUAUGAGCUGGGAGAAGAUACCAUACGCCAAGCCUUUGCUCCCUUUGGGCCCAUUAAGAGCAUCGAUAUGUCCUGGGACUCAGUUACCAUGAAGCACAAGGGUUUUGCUUUUGUGGAGUACGAGGUACCAGAGGCUGCCCAGCUGGCCCUGGAACAGAUGAACUCUGUCAUGCUUGGCGGCAGGAACAUUAAGGUUGGCAGACCCAGUAAUAUUGGCCAAGCCCAACCCAUUAUAGAUCAGCUGGCUGAGGAAGCUCGCUCAUUCAAUAGAAUCUACGUGGCUUCUGUGCAUCAGGAUCUGUCAGACGAUGACAUCAAGAGUGUGUUUGAGGCCUUCGGAAAGAUCAAGUCCUGUAUGCUGGCACGAGACCCAACUACUGGCAAACACAAAGGUUAUGGCUUUAUAGAGUAUGAUAAGGCGCAGUCUUCUCAAGAUGCUGUCUCCUCCAUGAAUCUUUUUGACCUCGGUGGCCAGUACCUGCGUGUUGGCAAAGCUGUCACACCACCAAUGCCUCUACUCACACCUGCCACGCCUGGAGGAUUACCCCCUGCAGCAGCUGUGGCAGCAGCUGCUGCUACUGCCAAGAUCACUGCCCAGGAAGCCGUAGCGGGAGCUGCUGUCCUUGGGACCCUCGGCAGCCCUGGCCUGGUGUCUCCAGCCCUGACGCUGGCACAGCCUUUGGGUGCUUUGCCCCAAGCUGUGAUGGCAGCUCAGGCCCCAGGAGUUAUUACAGGUGUGACUCCUGUGCGCCCACCUCUUCCAGUGACCAUCCCACAAGUCGGCCUGGUGAAUCCCAUCCUCUCAAGCCCUCCUGCACUUGCUCAGCUGGAAGUAAAGAAAGAGAAAGAAGAGGAGGAACUCUUGCCAGAAUCUGAAAGGCCAGAAAUGCUGAGCGAGCAGGAACACAUGAGCAUAUCUGGAAGCAGUGCCAGGCACAUGGUCAUGCAGAAACUCAUGCGCAAGCAGGAGUCUACUGUGAUGGUUCUUCGUAAUAUGGUGGACCCUCGUGAUAUCGAUGAUGAUCUUGAGGGCGAAGUGACAGAGGAGUGUGGCAAAUUUGGUGCAGUGAACAGAGUGGUCAUAUACCAGGAAAAACAAGGAGAAGAAGAAGAUGCAGAAAUUAUUGUUAAAAUCUUUGUGGAAUUCUCAAUGGCCAGUGAAACACACAAAGCUAUUCAAGCAUUGAAUGGUCGUUGGUUUGCCGGACGGAAAGUAGUUGCUGAAGUGUAUGACCAGGAGAGGUUUGACAAUAGCGACCUUUCGGCAUGAAACCUCUCAAGACUCUUACUCCCUCCCCAUUUGUCCUUGUACUGUUUAUUUCAGUUUUAUUUCUUUUAUAUUAUUUGUCUUAUUGUCGUUGUCUCAAAGUAGAAACUGGUCAAUAAAGUGAUUUUUGUUUUUUGUUUUUUUUCUAUUUUGGAUGAAUGUGCCAUUAUUUUUGCGUGCGAGUUCCUGAGGUCUUUCACAGAGAUGUAGUUUAAACUCUCUGUGUACUAAUGGGUGCACACUGCUAAGGACAGAAGAUUGUUUUAUAAGGCAAUGAAUGGAUUUGAGACUUGACAUGCUGUAAUUGGGCUGGGGUAGGAUAUGAACUCACUCACUUACAUCUCUAAAAGGUUGAGUAUAUAACAAUUAAAAUAAUUUAUUUAAAUGUU
Molecule: messenger RNA, 2514 nt
Organism: Pelobates fuscus (common spadefoot toad)
Lineage: Eukaryota; Metazoa; Chordata; Amphibia; Anura; Pelobatidae
Gene: PUF60
Product: poly(U) binding splicing factor 60
Exons: 8
Coding region: 797-2128 (443 amino acids)
Biological process (GO): regulation of alternative mRNA splicing, via spliceosome; alternative mRNA splicing, via spliceosome; mRNA splice site recognition
Cellular component (GO): precatalytic spliceosome; catalytic step 2 spliceosome
Molecular function (GO): RNA binding
Source: RefSeq, a predicted model, not a curated record